CCUUGUUAGUUUAUAUAUUUUACGAGAACUUGAAAAAAAAGUUCAGAAAUAAAUAACGAUCUGAUUCUUAAAAGUGACCCAGUUCUCUACAAUUCGAAUUGCAGUUGAUAGUUACAUAAUAGUAACAAUAAUAAUAUCAUGGGUCGACCUCCCAGUAAUGGCGGCCCUGCCUUUCGAUUCAUGUCCAAUGAGGUUGCUGAGAUGGAAAGUAUUUUGCAUGACCACCAGUAUGUGAUGCCAGCUAAGGAAGUUUUGGUAGCUCUAGCUGAGAAGUUCAGUGAAUCUCCGGAUAGAAAAGGGAAGUUUGUUGUACAAAUGAAACAAGUUUGGAAUUGGUUCCAAAAUAGACGAUAUGCAGUAAGAACAAAGACAAGCAAGACCCCGGUGAAAUUAAAUGUUACUCCUAUGUCUCGAGAGGAGUCAAUUCCAGUGAGAAGUGUGCCUCAACCUGUUGCUGCUCCUAUUCCUGCUCCUGUACCUGCAGCCAUGGCUACUCCACCAGUCCCUAGUACUGGAAGGGCCACUACAGAAACCUCUUACAUGGAAUUUGAAGCCAAAUCUGCAAGGGAUGGGGCAUGGUAUGAUGUUGGGACCUUCCUAUCCCAUAGACAUUUGGACACAGGAGAUCCGGUAAUAGAAGUAUUGGUUCGGUUUGCUGGUUUUGGACCAGAUGAAGAUGAGUGGAUAAAUAUUCGCAAGCAUGUCAGGCAGCGGUCCCUUCCAUGUGAAGCAUCAGAAUGUGUUGCAGUUCUUCCUGGAGACCUCAUACUCUGUUUUCAGGAAGGUAAAGAUCAGGCUCUUUACUUUGAUGCACAUGUCCUUGAUGCACAAAGACGAAGGCAUGAUGUAAGAGGUUGUCGUUGUAGGUUCUUGGUGCGUUACGAUCAUGACCACUCCGAGGAAAUUGUGCCACUAAGAAAGGUUUGCCGUAGGCCUGAAACUGACUAUAGGUUGCAGCAACUUCAUGCUGCAAAUGACUCAGCAACUGCCGACCAGCAGAAAACUAGUACUGAUCCUUCUACAGCCAGCGUGCAGAGGAUCAAUGUUUCUGCUGCUGAAACAAUGCAGAAGCAACAAACUGUAGAUGCUACCACAGCAGCCCCGAUAUCAAAUGCUAAUGCUUCUCUAGUUGCUAAAUCUACUAUAACGGAAACAAAAGCUGCUGCAACUAGCAAUGCUGGAAAUCCUAGUGCUCUUCUUGCUAGCAGCGCUGUGAAUGUUGAAUCAAAUGUGGCUGCUCCAAGUGGUGUUUCGGGUGCGUCUGUAGAGAAUUUGCCGGGAGGUAAAUCAUAGGUUUGCAUGAGACCUGUGUCAUUCCAUUCUUUUGAGGAUUAUGUCUCCUUUCUUAGGGAUGGGGUAGUCCAUAAAUUAGAAUGAUCAAAAUAUCUCUGGUUCCAGGGAUGAAAUGCAAAAUUACUGGGGGAGUUGCCCCAAUUUAUCAACCCUCUCAGGCUAACAUCAAGAGUUGUAGUGUGAGCUGCAGUUACAUUUGUGUAACUUUUAUAUCUUAAUUACCAAUGUUAGCUCAUUUUGUUCAAGUAA
Ricinus communis (castor bean) is the source of this 1542-nucleotide messenger RNA. Its product is annotated as protein SAWADEE HOMEODOMAIN HOMOLOG 2. The record is from RefSeq and is a predicted model, not a curated record. The coding region runs from base 139 to 1293 and encodes 384 amino acids. The transcript has 9 exons. Gene Ontology annotation, molecular function: DNA binding; chromatin binding. Lineage: Eukaryota; Viridiplantae; Streptophyta; Magnoliopsida; Malpighiales; Euphorbiaceae.